This is a messenger RNA of Rosa rugosa (rugosa rose), 666 nucleotides long. RefSeq names its product agamous-like MADS-box protein AGL61. Gene Ontology annotation, biological process: positive regulation of transcription by RNA polymerase II. The transcript has a single exon. Lineage: Eukaryota; Viridiplantae; Streptophyta; Magnoliopsida; Rosales; Rosaceae. The coding region runs from base 25 to 639 and encodes 204 amino acids. The record is from RefSeq and is a predicted model, not a curated record. Gene Ontology annotation, molecular function: protein dimerization activity; DNA-binding transcription factor activity, RNA polymerase II-specific; RNA polymerase II cis-regulatory region sequence-specific DNA binding.
GCCUUGCUUGAGUUUAUUCUCACCAUGGAAGGAGGCAAGAAAACAAAAGGCAGGCAAAAGAUUCCAAUAAAAAAGAUUGAGAACGCUAACGAACGUCAAGUGACGUUUUGUAAACGAAAAUCUGGCGUUAUCAAAAAAGCCAGUGAAAUGUCGACCCUCACUGGUGCACAUGUUGGUUUAGUGAUAUUCUCCGAGGCCGGGAAACCAUACUCUUUCGGCAGUCCCUCUAUUGAAUCUGUAGCCGGCCGAUUCUUGCCGGAGCUACAAAACCAAAACCAAAUUAGUGAUGAUGCCCGUGCUGUACUUGAGGCUAAUCGCCAGGCAAGAGUCGAUGGUAUCCUCAGGAUACACAACGACUUAGAAAGCAAGCUGAAAGAAGACAGAGAUCGAGCAAAGGAGCUUCGGAAAAGAGAAAGGGCAAGAACAAGCAAAGAUCAGGGCGGACCUGGCUGGUGGGAGAAACCUAUGGAGGGGCUUGAGUUGGCGGAACUCAAACAGAUGCAUUCUUCCUAUGAACGUCUCCAGAAUGAUCUAUCCUCCUAUCUCAAAAGCACCGCCUCUGCUGGUGGCUCCUCAUCAUCUGCCGGCGCAACCGGUAUCCCUCCUGGUACAUUGCCUGCACGCUUCGGAUUGGAGUAGUGGCGGUCAUUAGGUACCUUGGGUAAG